Molecule: messenger RNA, 1374 nt
Organism: Fusarium verticillioides 7600
Lineage: Eukaryota; Fungi; Ascomycota; Sordariomycetes; Hypocreales; Nectriaceae
Product: ribosomal RNA assembly protein KRR1
Exons: 3
Coding region: 243-1205 (320 amino acids)
Cellular component (GO): nucleolus; small-subunit processome
Molecular function (GO): RNA binding
Source: RefSeq, a predicted model, not a curated record
CUCGAGCGCAUCAAUGUUCAACCGUCCUCAUCAGAAGACGCUCUCAGGACAACCACAACGGAAUGCGCACUUGAGAAACAGAUCUUGAGCCGCAGCCGAUUUUUCAUUAUCUUCCACUCAAAGAAUCUUAAGCAAUUUUCUCCAGCUUCUUUCGCCAGAAGCGACCCAACACCUGUCUUCGACCUUUCUCCCCACAAGAGCUCAACCUCUCUCCCGACAAGAGACUUAGUACAUACGGCACGAUGCCUUCAACUCACAAAAAACCGAAGCCUUGGGAUACGGAUGACAUUGAUAAAUGGAAGGUCGACACCUUCACUCCCAAGGAUAAUGCUGCCGGCGCAUUCCUCGAAGAGAGUUCCUUUGCCACCCUCUUCCCCAAAUACCGCGAAGUCUAUCUGAAGGAAGCAUGGCCUCUGGUUACUCGCGCCCUCGAAAAACACGGAAUUGCCUGCACGCUCGAUUUGGUUGAAGGUUCUAUGACCGUGAAAACGACUUUACGGACGUAUGAUCCCGCCGCCAUUCUCAACGCACGCGACCUCAUCAAGCUCCUGGCUCGCUCCGUCCCCGCCCCUCAAGCUAUCAAGAUCCUCGAAGAUGGUGUUGCCUGUGAUGUGAUCAAGAUACGCAACUUGGUUGGAAGUCGUGAGCGCUUCGUCAAACGUAGACAACGAAUCCUUGGACCCAAUGGUUCAACUCUCAAAGCGCUUGAAUUGCUCACAGAAACAUACAUCCUGGUACAUGGAAACACAGUCUCCGUCAUGGGACCCUACAAGGGCCUGAAAGAAAUUCGACGUAUCGUGGAAGAUUGUAUGGCGAACCUCCACCCAAUUUAUAGUAUCAAAGAACUGAUGAUAAAAAGGGAGCUCGCAAAGGAUCCCGAGCUUGCCAACGAGAGCUGGGAUCGUUUCCUUCCCAACUUCAAAAAGAGGACUCUCAGCCACAGACGUGUUCCUCACAAGGUCACCGACAAGGCCAAGAAGACAUACACACCAUUCCCUCCAGCUCCCGAAAAGAGCAAGGUGGACAAGCAAAUCGAGACUGGCGAGUAUUUCCUGGCCAAGGGCGACAAGAAGCGUGCUUUACACGAGGAGCGCAAGGAGAAUCAGAGCAAGCGAAAGGAGGAGAAGGCAAAGGAGCGAGAGGCCGAGUUUGUCCCACCGCAAGAGGGCCGUCCCAAGAAGAAGCGCAAGAAGACGGAAGAGUAAACAGGGAGAGUAUCGUAUUUCGUGGAUGGGCAACUGGUGUGAGUUGUUUCAAUCUCAUCAUGUACAAGCUCUCAAGUUGUAUGAUACCCUGAAAAUCUCGGCGUUCUUCAUGUCUCUAUUUAAGGAUUAAUAGCUAAAAAGAAAUAUGGUUUCAAUUUCUGUGUCUAAA